AUGGGUCGUCUUAUCAAGAACCACUGGGCACGGCUCAUUGUGCUGACUGCUGCUACCUACCAAGUGGCUGCAGCGGUCGAGGGCUUCUUCUGGCCCAAGAUCUUCUGGGAUUUCUUGACCCGCAACCUCGACCCCAUCGUCAAACCCGUUCCGAUAUUGCAGAUUGUCAAUCUGCUUUUGGGUCUGUUCAUGCUCGCUUGGGAGUGGCCCCUCGGCGCCCUUGCCGGCACAGCCAUCCAUCGCAGCCUCGAGUCCCGCCUCGCCGUCAUCCCGUUGGCAUCUCUGGCCGCUGUUCUGCUGUACCAGGGCACCAACUCCGCCAUCUACUACGUCGUCGGCAUGGCCGUCUACUUUUGGGCUUACAGCGAAGGCGAAAUCAUCUGCGCCAAGCCAUGGUCCCUUCCCCAGCGUGGCAGCCGCACCGGCCGCGUGUAG
Sporothrix brasiliensis 5110 is the source of this 435-nucleotide messenger RNA. RefSeq names its product PRO41 protein. The transcript is spliced from 2 exons. The record is from RefSeq and is a predicted model, not a curated record. Lineage: Eukaryota; Fungi; Ascomycota; Sordariomycetes; Ophiostomatales; Ophiostomataceae. Bases 1 to 435 code for a protein of 144 amino acids.